ACGUUGCAGCUUCCCGAUCAAUAUUACCAGAAACGCAAUUUAAUGGUAACCAAGAAGAAAAAUGUCGGAAGCGUCCUUGUUACCGAGUAGCGGAGUUCUGCUUGAGGUUAGCGCUCAGGCUCCAGCACCAUCAAAGGAUUUCCACCAGUUCAUAAUCUCAUCUAGAAAUACCAUCUGGAGAACUUGGAAUAUCACUUUACGAAAUGACUACAGACGAUUAAAUCCAACUGAAUCAAAGCAACCUAUUGAGGAUUUUGCAUACGAUGAACGGCUGCAGUUUGAUGUUCGCCGUGUUUUUGGACUGAAUACUUUGGAAUACGCCAAAAACCUCUGCAUGGGGAAGAUAGACUACUUUGCUAGACUGCCAAUGCCUCUUCUUAUCUAUCUUGUCUCGUUCCUCGAACUGGAGGAUGUGGCAGCAUUGGCGCAAACAAGCAAACAAUUUUAUGAAGUUUGCAACAAUGAUUCGUUGUGGGAGAGGAUUUACGAAAUCCAUUGUGACACUAUGACAGAUGAGAUGAAAUCCCUGGCUGAACAGAUUGGAUGGAAGAAAAUGUUCUUCACCAACAAGUUACAAUUACAG
Messenger RNA from Anneissia japonica, 583 nucleotides. Its product is annotated as F-box only protein 36-like. Gene Ontology annotation, molecular function: protein binding. The record is from RefSeq and is a predicted model, not a curated record. Lineage: Eukaryota; Metazoa; Echinodermata; Crinoidea; Comatulida; Comatulidae.